AUGGCCAGUGGCUGGCUGGCUGGCCUACGUCAUGCGCUCACGACUAAUACACCUAGAAGCAACAGCAGCAGCAACCGGGGAAGGGAAAAGGAGCCGGUCAUCUACUUGGUCUACUCUACUCCAGACAAUCUCCAAGGGUACAGUACGGUGCGGUCAGCUAGCGGAAACUCUAUCACGACUAUUUUCCCGAGCGGAUCGGCGGUCGCGCAGAUGGUGGCGCGCGCGGCGGCGGAGGAGGAGGAGGAGGAGGAGGAGGAGGAGGUUCGUACGAGAGAGAGGCGGUAG
This is a messenger RNA of Morchella importuna, 285 nucleotides long. RefSeq lists its product as uncharacterized. The coding region runs from base 1 to 285 and encodes 94 amino acids. The transcript has 4 exons. The record is from RefSeq and is a predicted model, not a curated record. Lineage: Eukaryota; Fungi; Ascomycota; Pezizomycetes; Pezizales; Morchellaceae.